AUGACAUGCACGGGUUGCGAGACUAAACUCAAGAGAACGCUUGCCACCGUGGACGCAAUCAAGAAUUUCAAGACUAGUCUUGUUCUUGCGCGUGCAGAGUUCGAUCUAGACGUCGGAGUUGGCUCGGCGGACGAUGUCAUCAAGCAUCUCGAACGGACGACGGAGUUCAAAUGCGAGAGGAUCACGAGCCAGGGGGGCAGCAAGCAUGUUCGCCAUGUUGGGGUGAUGACUUUACUCUCCAUCGUCCUGACUAUUCCGGUUCUCGUGAUGGCUUGGGCACCUUUGCCGGAUAAUGAGAUUGCUUAUGGGUCAGUUUCUUUGGCAUUGGCAACUAUUGUUCAGGUUGCUAUUGCUGGACCAUUCUAUCCUACAGCACUUAAGAGCUUGAUCUUCUCCAGAAUGAUUGAGAUGGACUUGCUCAUUGUGCUGAGUACUAGCGCCGCGUACAUCUUCUCCGUGGUGUCGUUUGGUUAUCUAGUCUCUCACAAGCCUCUGUCGACCGGGGAGUUCUUUGAGACGAGCACACUCCUCGUCACUCUCAUUAUGGUUGGCAGAUACGUUGGUGCGCUGGCUCGUCAGAAGGCCGUUGAGUCCAUUUCCAUCCGAUCUCUGCAGGUGUCCACAGCGACAAUCAUCGACACCUCGGGCCAGGAAAAGGACAUUGACUCUCGACUGCUUCAGUAUGGAGACACUUUCCGAGUUGCUCCCGAGUCUCGCAUUCCAACCGACGGCACAGUCAUUUCUGGUUCGUCUGAGCUAGACGAGUCUAUGGUCACGGGCGAAUCAAGAGUAAUCGAGAAAUAUGCAGGCUCUUCUGUCAUUGCAGGCUCGAUCAAUGGUUCUGGAACCCUCAACAUACGCCUAACCCGUCUGCCCGAAGACAACACAAUCAGCAACAUCGCCGGGAUGGUUGACGAAGCCAAGCUGUCCAAGCCUAAAAUACAGGAUAUAGCAGACCGAGUUGCGUCAUACUUCGUCCCAGUCGUAGUCACAUUGACGAUAAUUACAUUUGCUGUAUGGAUUGCCGUUGGAGUCGCUGUCCGCAAACAGUCCGGCUCCCAAGCAACGAUCCAGGCAGUCACAUACGCAAUCACCGUUCUCAUCGUGUCAUGUCCAUGCGCUAUUGGACUAGCAGUUCCUAUGGUGAUCGUCAUCGCCAGUGGAGUUGCUGCGGAAAAAGGCGUCAUCUUCAAGUCGGCCGACAGUAUCGAGAUCGCUUACAAGACCUCGCAUGUAGUUUUCGACAAGACAGUGACACUGACCCGUGGGGAAUUAAGCGUGUCUAAAGAAUCGUACGUUACUGGCGAUCCAGAAGCGACGCAAUCGUUGCUUCUUGGCCUUGUUGGUAGCAUCAAGCAUCCCGUAUCCGCAGCGGUUGCCGCCCAUCUAAAGGCGAAUGGUAUAUCGCCAGCGCCGGUAUCCGAUUCCAAGACUUUGACGGGUAAGGGUGUCGAGGGUCAGGGAACCAUCUCUGGUCGCAAGCUCCGCGCUGGCAAUUCGCGAUGGCUGGGUCUAUCGUCUGAUCCUGCUGUCGAGUCCUUCUUGUCGCAAGGAUACACCGUCUUCUGCUUCACGGUCGACGGGACGUUGGUUGCAUUGUUUGCGCUAGAGGACUCGGUGCGGCCCGAGGCUUUCGCAACCGUGUCCAAGCUGCAGGCCUCCAACGUCUCGGUCCACAUCCUUUCGGGCGACGAUGACGGGGCGGUCCAGGCGGUUGCUUCUCAACUCAACAUACCCGAGGCUAAUGUGCACUCGCGAUGCAACCCCGCAGACAAACAGGACUACAUUCAGCAACUCUUAGCCACACCCUCCACCCAUGUGUCCAAAUCGGAAAAGAAGCCGAAGAAGCCCGUCGUGAUGUUCUGCGGAGAUGGCACUAACGAUGCCGUUGCACUGGCCCAGGCUACCAUUGGCGUCCACAUGAACGUGGGCACUGACGUGGCUAGAUCUGCAGCCGAUGUUGUCCUGAUGCGCCCCAGCCUGACCGGUAUCCUCACCGCCAUCGCGGUGAGCAGAAAGGCCAUCCAUCGGAUUGCAUUCAACUUUGGCUGGAGCUUCGUCUACAACUUGUUUGCCAUCCUCCUCGGCUCAGGGGCUUUCGUCAACGCCCGCAUCCCACCGGAGUUAGCCGGCCUCGGCGAACUUGCCUCCGUCUUACCUGUCAUCGCCGCUGCGGUGCUGUUGCGUUGGAGUAAAUUGUAA
Messenger RNA from Colletotrichum chrysophilum, 2202 nucleotides. RefSeq lists its product as uncharacterized. Gene Ontology annotation, cellular component: membrane. Lineage: Eukaryota; Fungi; Ascomycota; Sordariomycetes; Glomerellales; Glomerellaceae. The transcript has a single exon. Bases 1 to 2202 code for a protein of 733 amino acids. The record is from RefSeq and is a predicted model, not a curated record. Gene Ontology annotation, biological process: monoatomic cation transport. Gene Ontology annotation, molecular function: ATPase-coupled monoatomic cation transmembrane transporter activity; metal ion binding; ATP hydrolysis activity.